GGGAAACAUAAUGAAUGGAAGCGACACUUGUGCUUUUAAGAUAACGUUUGUUACAAAGCUGAUGGAUUAUAAAUCAUCGGUGAACAAAGCCACUUCAGUGUUAGACUAUCUUACUAGGGUUAUCAUCACCAAAUGUCCAAACAUUGCGGCAUUACAGGAUGAUCUUAAACACGUGGGACAGGCAUCGCAAGUUCCAUUCAGGUCACUAGACAAGGAAAUAUGCGAGCUGUCCACUGAAAUCGAGGUUCUGGAAGAAGAUGUUGAGAAAAUAAAUAAUGACUGCGUAAAAGAGGAUGGAGACUCUUUCCGCGCCAGUAUCGAACUGUUUGCUGUCUCCGCAAAAGAAGAGCUUAGAGACGUGUUGUCAAUGCGGAAGAAUGCAAAAAAGAAGUUCAACCUCCUUGUCCAGUAUUUCGGAGAGGAUUCCAACAAACCUGAAGAGUUCUUUGGUAUUUUUGCCACAUUGCUACACCAAUUUGAGGAUGUGUUGAGGACAUACAAGUGAAGAAACGAGUUUUAAAUGAAGAGAUCAGGCAAUGGACGUUAAUUAUAUUAAAACGCGGACUGUAAUUUUUUCUAACCUGAAACUUGAAAUUGAGCAGUUGGUUUAAAAUCGGGUUAGACCCAACAGCUCUAUCUCUCUCAAAAACCAUUCACGAUGCCAUCUUCGAUUUUGAAAUAUAACAAUAUUUUUAUUAUUCCUUACGUACGCAUGACAUAUUUUGACACGUAAUAAAAGAAGCAACUAUUUUAUUCUAUAAGAUGAAACGAUAUUUAUGGCCAAGAAGUCAACAUUCAAAGAUUGUUAAUUUUGUAAAUACGUUGAAAAUAAAGGCCGAGCUACUAUAAGAGGACUUUGCACGUCAUGUCUCUCCUUAUAAAUAAAUCAGUUUGAAUUUCAGGCGUGCUAAGAGUACGGACCAUUAAACGUUUUUGGGUGAAUUGCCCACCCCCCUAACACUGACCCACCCCCUCUCAAAAAAUAAUGAUCCGUCCCUAAAUCUAAAUCCAAAGGCUAGCUCGUGUUUCACAAGUGAUAGCAUACGCUCCUUUUGGUGAACACCAAGAAUCGCGACCUCUAAAAAGGUAAAGUCUGCAUGCGAGCCAAGUGGCCCAUCAGGCCGGAG
Messenger RNA from Orbicella faveolata, 1127 nucleotides. RefSeq names its product disheveled-associated activator of morphogenesis 1-like. Lineage: Eukaryota; Metazoa; Cnidaria; Anthozoa; Scleractinia; Merulinidae. The record is from RefSeq and is a predicted model, not a curated record.